Messenger RNA from Miscanthus lutarioriparius, 1218 nucleotides. The record is from the annotation of a GenBank genome assembly. NCBI's taxonomy places the organism in Eukaryota, Viridiplantae, Streptophyta, Magnoliopsida, Poales, Poaceae.
AUGUCGUCCGCCGCGGACGCAGCCAGCGGCAAGGAGGCGCCGGCGUGCGAAUCCUGCACGAGCCUGCCGGCGGUGGUGUACUGCCGGGCUGACUCCGCGAGGCUGUGCCUGCCGUGCGACCGCCACGUGCACGGCGCCAACGCCGUGUCCACCCGCCACGUCCGGGCGCCGCUCUGCGACGGCUGCCGCGCCACCACCGCCACCGCCACCGCCGCCGGCAGCUUCCUCUGCGCCAACUGCCACUUGGGGUCGGAGGAGGGACGGCACCGGGAUGGAGGCGACCCGCAGCCGCUCCACCACGACCGGGGCGCGGUGGAAGGGUACGCCGGGUGCCCCUCGAUCGCCGAGCUCGCGGCCAUCCUCGGCGUCGCCGGGUACGACGAGAAGGCGGCGGCGGCGGCCGGGGACGGCUGGUGGUGGCCCGCCUCCGCCUGGGAGGAGCCCCAGGUGCUCCGCUUGGAGGACGUGAUCGUUCCCACCACCCCUUGCCAUGGCCUCCAGCCGCUCCUCACGCCGCCGUCCCCAAAGAACCGGAGCUCCGGCGGUGAGAUGGCUGACGAGGUUGUCCGGCAGCUGGGGGAGCUCGCCAAGUUGGAGGCGGCGGUGGCGACGGCUUUCGCGGAGAUGGAGCCGGCUGACGGCGAGCAGCUGCAUCCAUGGGCGUCGCCGGAGCUUGCCAUUGGACACGCCGACUUCGGGGCUCUCGACGCUGACGCCGCCUGGCAUGAUGCAGCAACCAUCGCAGCAGUGCCUUCCACUGAGGAGCAGGAAGCGUGGAUCGCGGCCGGCUGCGACGUCGACGCGUGCCGGGCGGAGGAGGUGGAGCAGGCGCGCGAGCUCGCUGCUCCGGCGCCGGCGCCGGCCGAGCCGUGCCUGUCCUCGUUCGUGGAGAUGUCAGAGAUCUGCCCCACCAGCGUCGUCACCCUCAGCCACGGCGGGGUUGGCGGCGGCGGCACCGCCGACGUCGACAACAGCGGCAAGACAGACGCGGAGACAGCCCCGCGGCCGCAGCUGGGCACGACGGUGCCGGAGCUGGUGAUGGAGAAGAAGGGCGGCUACGACGUGGCCUACCCCGACCGCGGCACGGUGAUCUCGCGCUACAAGGAGAAGCGGAAGAACAGGAGGUUCGACAAGCAGAUCCGGUACGAAUCGCGCAAGGCCCGCGCCGACGGCCGGAUGCGGAUCAAGGGGCGGUUCGCCAAGUCCGGCGAGAUCUGA